AUGGACGUACCUGUAAUGGAGAAGGCCAGGCGGAGCUUGGCUGCAAAGCCUCCUCACUCUCAGGCCCCAGUAUAUCAUACCGAGGGCCCCCCGAGCCCCCGUGUUCCUUCCAAGAAUCGCUCAACUUCUCAGCCCGGUCGCCCUCGGCAUCCGUCGCUUUCCCGCGUCAAGGGCAGAAUCAACAUGUAUACGCCGCCUCGGAUGAGCCCUGACCGAUCAUGGCUGCAGGACCAGUCACCGGUGCGUGGGGGAGCCAGCACACCACCUCAGUGCCACAAAACACCAGAGAAAGGUACUCCCAUAUUGGUGAACCCUACUUCGACUCUCCUGCAAGAUAUGUUGAAGGAACAACGCGCGCAUCGCGGUUCACGAGGACCCGAAUCCGAAGUCGGGGAUGACAAUGCCCCGCGAACUCCUGAAAGGCCCCGCACACAGGGAGACAACAAUUCCACAGCCUCGGAAAAGGCGCGGAAAGUCAGCGACACCUUCUCCGCCGGACUGCGAAAGCCCAAGGAGAUGGGGAUGCGAGAGAUGGACCAGUACGUUUCCAAAAUGAAUAAGCUCAAUUUCGAUCUCAAGUUGGAAGUUUUCCACCGCACACAGCAGAUGGGGAAUCUAGAGAAAAAAUUGGAGCGGAUGAAGUCGAUGGAGGAGGAGUUGAGUCGGAUGCACAAGCUCGAGGAGGAAGUAGAGGAGCUUCGCGAGGCUGAAAAGGAUAAUCGGCGUCUGCGGGAGUCAAAUGAGGAACUUCGUCAGGAACUGGACAGGCGAGACCAAGCGGUCACCGAGGCUGUCCAAUUCAUAUGUCAGCUGGAAUCUAAAAUCGAGCAGCUUGAGCUCGGCGGACGGACUUCACAGAUGUCUCCGAGUCGGCUCGUGCUCGAUGGCCCUAAUCCCUCGACGCCCAAGGCUCAGGCCCAGGCUACUUUUGAGAUCCCCGAACGAACCUCCUCGAGAGGCGGCACUUUGAAAUCUCGCCUUGCUAGGCCGGAAUCGUCGGACUUGCGGCAGCUCCCCAAGGCGCCUUCCUUUUUGCGUGAUGAAAAUCAGAGUACUGCCGCGCUGCGCAGUCUCUAUAUCCCGGAUAACGACAAGUCACACUCGGCUCUGAGUGAUUUGACCAAGUCGGGGAGCUUCCACACGAUGAACGACGCCACAGAACCAGGAUCUCCUCGAUUAAGCGUGCUUAGUGAGGCCAGUGAGCUGAACCCGGUUGAUACGCCCUCGAAAUGGCAGGAUUACGACAAGCUCGAUAUCCCUGUCCGCAAAGCGGUCUCCAUCACGAGCAGUCUGGACAGCUACGUUACCCAAACUAGGCCAGCGGAGAACAAAGAGGACCAUGUCGACAGCUGGAUGCAGUCGCAGACUAUCAUCCAGCGAAGACAGAAGCGGGCCAUGACCGAUGCCUCGAAUGCAGCAAUUCCAACUUUCGGUGGCGACUUGUUCACGAGCAAACCCCGGGGUCGCCCACGUCUCGAUACCUCGAUUUUCGGAGGUGCAAGGCUUCCUCCUACUCCGGAUACUAUGAGCACUGCAUAUGCAGCCGUUAACAAUGGAUCAAACGGAAGCAUCGCAGCGCCGAAGAGCCCCCCACAGAAUCGUAAUCAGCUAUUUAGCGGUCCACGGCUGGAACGCCACCGUUCUGCUGAUGAACUCACAACCCGUCGCAGCAGAGCUGGUAGCGACGUCACAGAUAGCAUGCAGACCAACUGCAGUGAUACUACUCGGUUUGGUGAGAGGAAUUCUGAGUCACCCGUGAUCUAUCCGUUCAACACGGUAGCUCCCAAAGCCAGCGAGCUUCUUGGGCCUGGAAGCCCUAACAACCCUGCCCUUGAAUCCUUUACCGAUCUCCUCCACCAAAACAGCGUGGACGAGGCAGUUCCUCCACCAAUCAUCAAAAAAUUUCCCGCAAAUGCUCGCGUUUCUCAGCAAAAGUCGAUGGAGUUUGACUCUUCCCCACCAUUGACACCACAGGACUGGCUUGCAGCCGCAAAGCAGACUCCCCGGUCUCGAAAGGAGAGAGCCCAUGCAUUUCGGAUUGAGCGGCAGCAAGAUGAACCAGCUCGCCAUGUGAUCAGCCAGGCUGCAUUCCACGACAAUGACAGCGUUGACUCCUUCGCCGUCGAGCCUGAAGUCCCCGGUAUCCCAACUCUCAAUAUGGAAGCCCUCGAAAUUCUUGAGAACUCUGCCCCGGGGCAACUUGCUUCUAUUCCGGAGCCCGUGGAACCUGGUCCGGAGCCACGCCGACGCUUCAGCUUCCGCCCUACCUUCCUCAGUCGCUCGAAUGGUCCUCGUCGUCUUCAGUCUUCGCCAAGGAUGCCAGACUUCGCGGAUGAUGAAGAUGGUGCGCCAUCCCCCAUUAUCCCGAAAACUAGGAACCCGGGUGGUGGAUCCCAUCGCCCUGUGUCGCAGAUCAUCGCGAACUCGGCAGACUUCUAUUCCAACAUUCCUACCACAUGCGGGGAUUUCGAAGACAACCCCCCACCAAGAGCGUUCCACCAAUCUCUCAUGGCAGCCCGCGAAGCAAGCCUUCCAACCCAUUCCGCCACAGUCUCAGACCGCCCACCAACAUCCCACAGUAUGGAACACAAACGCCGUAGCUCGCUAGGAAUUUUCGGCUGGAUGAAGCACGGCGGCAAACGCUCAGAGCCUUCAAUCCCUGUUGUUGAUGAGGCAUUCACAGUCGUCGCACAGAAAGAGAACCGGAAUUUCACGCGCCUCACGAAGGAGCCUCCCCAGUUCUCUAUGCCUCGUGCUUCUACCCCGGACUCCAUGGAUACACCCACUGCACGGCCUCGCUCGAUGACGACUGUGGAUUCUGAUGAUACUGCUCGGCGGCCUAGGUACAUGGGUCGUCGGUCUCGGAGAGGCUGA
Molecule: messenger RNA, 2874 nt
Organism: Penicillium cinerascens
Lineage: Eukaryota; Fungi; Ascomycota; Eurotiomycetes; Eurotiales; Aspergillaceae
Exons: 4
Coding region: 1-2874 (957 amino acids)
Source: RefSeq, a predicted model, not a curated record